Messenger RNA from Gavia stellata (red-throated loon), 1734 nucleotides. It is a transcript of the gene MAP9, whose product is annotated as microtubule associated protein 9. NCBI's taxonomy places the organism in Eukaryota, Metazoa, Chordata, Aves, Gaviiformes, Gaviidae. Bases 1 to 1734 code for a protein of 577 amino acids. Gene Ontology annotation, cellular component: astral microtubule. Gene Ontology annotation, molecular function: microtubule binding. Gene Ontology annotation, biological process: mitotic cytokinesis; regulation of mitotic cytokinesis; mitotic spindle assembly. The record is from RefSeq and is a predicted model, not a curated record. The transcript has 11 exons.
AUGUCAGGGGAAGGCGCUUCCAGCCGGGCGGUGGGGCGGCGCAGCGCGUUGCAGUUAUUUGUGAAACCAUUUCAGGAUGAGCUACAAGAAGCAAUUUCUGCUGAUGCAGCAAGAGAGCAAACAGCUGAGUACUCAGAUGACUUUGAGAGUGAUGAAGAUGGCAUGUUAAACGGUAUUGGGGAAGAACUUAAUGAAAGUAAUUCAGGUGCUGAAAGCACUAAGAAAUCAGUUGCUGUUCAGAGUCCUCUCUCAGAUGAUGGUGCUUCACAAAAAGCAGCAGAUGUGGAAAAUGAAGCUGCUGAUGACAUGACUUUAUCCUUUCGUGAAAAGAAGCUUCAGCAAAUAAUGCUUUUAGAAAGUGAAAACAUACAGGAUGACAGAAAACACGGUGAAGAUGAAUGUUUGGAAAGACAAAAUGAGGGUGAUGACAGAAAAAAUAAUGAAGAAUGUUCAGCUGCUGAAGAAGUACCGUGUGAUAAUAGUGAAAGUGACCACUAUAAUGACUUGCCUAUUUGUGAACUACAGAAAAAAAGAAAUCAAGAGGAAAACAAACCAAUACCAAAGCCACGGGUGAACAAACCCAGAAAUGCUUCAGCAUCAGAUCAAGAUCAGAAAAUCAGCACCAGUGACUUGAAACUGGAGGACAACGGUAGAAAAUCCCCUUCUGUGAUAGAAGUAAUGAUGACCACAGUAUAUGAGAAAACAAAGAAAUUAGAGAUGUCAACAGGUGACAGUUCAGAUGAAAUGGUGAAAAUAGUGGAAGGGCAAAUAGUAACUGAUACCAUACAGAAGGUAUCAGUGGAUGAUCAAUCUGAGCAUGGGGAGGCAAAGAACAAUUCAAACAGCUCUGUCAAGGAACUAAGUGAAACAAAGGAGAGAGUUCUACAAAACCCAAAAGCUUCUUUAUCUGACAGGUCUCUGUCUUCUGUGCACUUGAAGAAAAAGGCAAAAGCUGUUGCAGCAGCUACACCUAUUUCAUCUCAAUAUCUGGGAACAUUAAAGGUGUUGGAGGAUAAACGCGUGCAGAAGAACAAUACCGAAUUUGACAAAGCAGAUAGUUUACGAGCAGCUGUUUUCCAGAAUUGGUUGGAAAAGAAAAGGGUCUUUCUACUGGAAUUAAAGAGAAUCGAAAAGAAGAAAGCUGAAAAUCUAAGGAACAGUACUGAAAAGAAAGAAACUGUUAAAAGAGAGGAAGCAAUUGCAUCUUUCGAAGCCUGGAAAAAAAAGAAAGGAAGAGAGGCAAAGAAGUUAAGUGAAAAAAACAAGCUUGAGGAACUUAAGAAAAAGAAAGCUGCAGAACAGAAUGAGGAGAAAACGGAAGCAGCACAGAAGGCAUUUGAAAAAUGGAAAGAAAGAAAAGCGGAAUAUUUAAGAGAGCAAAGCAGAAAGGAAAAACAGUCUGAAAGAAUCAGGAAGAAGAAAGAAGAGGAACUGGUUGCAGAGAAGAAGAGAGACAGCAUGUCAGCAGUUGAAAAAUGGAAUGAAAAAAAGGAAGAAUAUAUGAAACAGAAGAAAGUUGAAAAAAUCCUAGAGAGAAGAAAGCAAGAAAUACAACAGGCAAAGAAGGAAGAAAAAAAUAAAAAGGCUAUGGAGGAAUAUGAAAGAUGGCUGGAAAAGAAAGAGAGGAGAGAGCAGCUUGAGAAGAAGCAAAAGAAGUUGCAGGCUAUCCAUGGGAAAGAAGCACCUUCUCCCUGGAGUCCACCUGGCAAAGUCACGUAUUCAAGGAAUUACUGA